Molecule: messenger RNA, 3318 nt
Organism: Symphalangus syndactylus (siamang)
Lineage: Eukaryota; Metazoa; Chordata; Mammalia; Primates; Hylobatidae
Gene: TMIGD2
Product: transmembrane and immunoglobulin domain containing 2
Biological process (GO): B cell receptor signaling pathway; B cell differentiation
Cellular component (GO): B cell receptor complex; external side of plasma membrane
Source: RefSeq, a predicted model, not a curated record
GCGGUGUUGGUGGUGAUAUGUGAGCCAGAGAGAGCCUUGGAUCGGAAGACAAGGGGCUCGACCCCUGGCCCUACCGUGGGACCUCAGAAUCAUCUCUAGUGCUCCCGUGCCUCAGUUUCCCCACUUGUUCACUCACAGGUUAUCCGUUGCUACUCAAAUUGUUUAGCCCGCCUGGCAUUUACUGGAAAUCUAAGGCUUUUGCCCAAGAGGGUGUUUAGCCUCCAAUGCCUUCUAUUUGUCCCUAUGUCACAACUGAACUCCUAUACACCCCACAAAGCCCCAGGCUCCAACAGCUCCUCCAGAAGUCUCCGUGACAGCCCAGGGUGCGGAAGCUAAGAAUGUCUGUGUCCAGCUUUGGAAGGACCUGGUGCCUAAUCUAUCCAGGGUCCCUCAGCAGACGGUGGGGGGAAGGGUGGAGCUUCAGAAUGUUCUGGGGAGGGGAAGGAGUGGGUAGGGGAGGUUGGGCGGGUGUAUGGGUCUGCAGGGGAGUUGCAGGCAUAGCCACCGCAGAACCUCCCUGUGGUGGAGGGGAACGCUGUGUAUGAUGCAGGCCUUCUAGGUCCGAGUGAGAAAGGAAGUCACUCUGCAGUUGGGUCUGAGACAUUGAGGUCUGUGGGUUCGCCACCUCCUCCCAGAAGGCACUACAGAAUCAGGGGUGAGGGGUGCAGGGCUGGGAGGAACUCAAGAGCCCAUGAACCUCCUCCACGGGACCCCCAAGCAGGCCACGUAAUAGGACCCAAAGUUAUCAACAGAAAUCUAUUUCUCUGAACCUCAAAGGAAGAUUUUUUAAAUUAUUAUUAUUAUUUUUUUAGAGACAGGGACUCACUCUGUUGCUCAGGCUGGAGUAACGUGGCGCAAUCAUGGCUUACUGCAGCCUCCAACUCCUGGGCUCAAGCGGUCCUCCUGCCUCAGCCUCCCGAGUGGCUGGGACUAUAGGCAUGCACCAUCACCCUGGGCUGGUUUUGUAUCUUUUUUUUUUUUUCUUUUUUGAGACAGGGUCUCAUUCUGUCGCCCAGGCUGGAGUGCAGUGGCAGGAUCUCGGCUCCCUGUAAUCUCCGUCUCCCCAGUUCAAGCGAUUCUCCUGCCUCAACCCCACUAAGUAGCUGGGACUACAGACGCCCACCACUAGGCCCAGCUAAUUUUUGUAUUUUUAGUAGAGACCAGGUUUUGCCAUGUUGGCUAGGCUGGUCUUGAACUCCUGACCUCAGGUGAUCCACCUGCCUUGGCCUCCCAAAGUGCUGGGAUUACAGGCCUGGGCCACCAUGCCCAGCCUGUAUCUUUUUUUUUUUUUUUUUUUUUUAAAUAGAGAUUGGAUCUCGCUAUGUUACCCAGGAUGAUCUCAAACUCGGCUCAAGCGAUCCUCCCACCUCAGCCUCACAAAGUGCUGGGAUUACAGGUGUGAGCUACAGCGCCCAGCAAAAGAAAGACAUUUUGGGAGCAAAAUAAUUGAGGCAGGGACCCUGUCAUUUAACUCACCGCUCAGGCCUAUGCCGCCUGCCCCUCCCCCACGGAGCCACCUGCUCUCGCAUUGUGUCUUCCUGUACCUAGAUAUGUUUAUGUAGAGCCUUCCAGAAAGCUCACAGGGGUGCAUUCCCCCCACUCACUUGCGUACACUGCGUUUCUUUUCUUUUUUUCUGAGACGGAGUUUCGCUCUUGUAGCCCAGGCUGGAGUGCAGUGGCGUGAUCUUGGCUCACUGCAACCUCCGCCUCCCGGGUUUAAGCCAUUCUCCUGCCUCAGCCUCCCGAGUAGCUGGGAUUACAGGCGCCCGUCACCAUGUCCAGCUAAUUUCUGUAUUUUUAGUAGAGACGGGGUUUCAUCAUGUGGGCCAAGCUGGUCUCGAACUCCUGACCUCAGGUGAUCCACUUGCCUCGGCCUCCCAAAGUGCUGGGAUUACAGACAUGAGCCAUGUUGUCUGGUCUGUACACUGCCUUUCAGAUAGAAAAUGCAUUGGGGAAACUGAGGCACGAGGUGGCAGGAAGUGGAGCCCCCAGCAGCCUGGAACACCGGACGUCUCGUCUACUGUCUGGCUCCGGGUGUUGCAUCUGCCUCUGCAGCGGGAGGCGGAGAUUGUGGCAGGAAGUCUGUCAACUGGGAGGGGGAGAGGGGGGUGAUGGGCCAGGAAUGGGGUCCCCGGGCAUGGUGCUGGGCCUCCUGCUGCAGCUCUGGGCCCUGCAAGGAGCCUCAAGCCUGAGCGUGCAGCAGGAGCCCAGCAUGCUGCAGGUGAGGCAGGGCAGUCAGGCGACCCUGGUCUGCCAGGUGGACCAAGCCCCGGCCUGGGAACGGCUCCGUGUUAAGUGGACCAAGGAUGGGGCCAUCCUGUGCCAACCGUACAUCACCAACGGCAGCCUCAGCCUGGGGGUCUGCGGGCCCCAGGGACGGCUCUCCUGGCAGGCACCCAGCCAUCUCACCCUGCAGUUGGACCCUGUGAGCCUCAACCACAGCGGGGCGUACGUGUGCUGGGCGGCCACAGAGAUUCCUGAGUUGGAGGAGGCUGAGGGCAACGUAACAAGGCUCUUUGUGGCCCCAGAUGACCCCACACAGAACAGAAACCCGAUCGCAAGCUUCCCAGGAUUCCUCUUCGUGCUGCUGGGGGCGGGAAGCGUGGGUGUGGCCGUGAUCGUGUUGGGCGCCUGGUUCUGGGGCCGCCGCCGCUGCCAGCAAAGGGACUCAGGUAACAGCCCAGGAAAUGCAUUCUACAGCAACGUCCUAUACCGGCCCCGGGGAGCCCCAAAGAAGAGUGAGGACUGCUCUGGAGAGGGGAAGGACCAGAGAGGCCAGAGCAUUUAUUCAACCUCGUUCCCGCAGCCGGCCACCCGCCAGCUGCACCUGGCGCCAAGACCCUGCCCCAGCCCCAGGCCCGGCCAUGCCGCCUCUACAGUCAGGGUCUCUCCUAGACCAAGCCCCACCCUGCAGCCGAGGCCAAAAGGGUUCCCCAAAGUGGGAGAGGAGUAAGAGAUCCCAGGGGACCUCAACAGGACCCCACCCAUAGGUACACACAAAAAAGGGGGGAUCGAGGCCAGGCACAGUGGCUCACGCCUGUAAUCCCAGCCAUUUGGGAAGCCGAGGCGGGUGGAACACUUGAGGUCAGGGGUUUGAGACCAGCCUGGCUUGAACCUGGGAGGCGGAGGUUGCAGUGAGCCGAGAUUGCACCACUGCACUCCAGCCUGGGCGACAGAGUGAGACUCCGUCUCAAAACAAAACAAAACAAAAAAAGAAGGGGGAAGAUUGGGAGCCUGUCAGCCCCAUCCUGAGACCCCAUUCUCCCUCCCACUUUCCCCUCAAGAACCCUUAAUAAAGGCUUGUGAAGAAAAAGCAAA